AACUUUAAUUGCAAUCCUUUGGCCUCCACCUGCCGGGAACCCAACACCAUACAUACAGGGGAUCUGUCCACUGAUCAAGCACAUAACAUGGCUAAUGCGAAGAAAAUAACAAUUUGAGAAAAUUUCUUGUCGCAAAUGAGAGGAAGAACCAGGACUUUGAAAUAAUUAUCUUGUGUGCACCUCAUUGUACUCUUUUUAAUUACUGAACUUAGUAAUGAAGCCACCAUUAUGACCUCAGCCAGCGAAGUAAAUGUUGACAUCAAAGAUUUCCUAAUGAGCAUUAACUUGGAGCAAUAUCUCUCUCAUUUCCAAGACUUUGGUCUUCAUACCGUGAAGGACUGUGCAGCCAUCAACGACAGCCUGCUACACAAAAUUGGAAUAUCACCCACAGGACACCGUAGGAGAAUACUCAAGCAAUUACAGAUCAUCUUAUCAAAAUUGCAAGACAUCCCAAUAUAUGCAAAUGUUCAUAAAACAAAGAAGCCUGGUGAGACUACAAAGGAUAGCUGCGCGCCACCUUCCAAUCACAGUGCUCGCAUACAGCUCUCGGAUCCUGGGAGUGCCCAGGCUCCCAGCCUAGUCCAGUUGGAGACGGUUCCAAAGACUCUUGAUCAGAACGAUGUUAAUCUAGGGAGUAGCCAGGCUCUGCAAUUAGAUAAACUAGGCAACUUUCGCAGUCCAGAAAAAGAACCACACCCGAAUGUGGCUUCUAGUCAAGAUUCUUUUCUUGAUGGUGAAAAUACUAGAACCAAAUCACUGGUUACAAAGAAGACUCCGGAUUGCACCAUCCAAGAACAGCAAACAGAGAGAGUCGAUGUGAUCAUAGAAAAUCUUAGCAAGCUGCCCAGUGCAGAUCCUGAACGCCUCGCUUCCCUUGGAUCUUCACUAUCAGAAGCAAGUGCCGGCGACGGAGCUACUGCUCUAUUAGAAAGAUCACCGCCUUCCCCCUUCUUUCAGUUUCAAGGAGAGAUGGUUGUAAACGACUUGUAUGUUCCCUCCUCACCGCACUUUGUGCCUAUGAGAAGUCGUAGCAAACUGGUCUCCAGACCAUCCCGGUCUUUCCUGCUACGACACCGGCCUGUACCAGAGAUUCCAGGAAUUUCGGGGAGCUACUUCCGUGAAAGAAGAAAUGUAACUACCUCAGCUGGAAAAUUUGUGGCCCAGAACAAUUCAAGUGAGGAGAAUUCAUCUUCCAUUUUUCCUUAUGGAGAGACUUUUCUCCUCCAGAGACUAGAAAAUUCCAAGAAGAAAUCUAUCAAGAAUGAAUUUUGGACCCAUGACGACAUACUUAAAGGGGACACAACUAGGAAAACCAACUCUCUUUUGAUCAAACCAAGCAUGUAUGAUAACAGAACUGAAAAACCAGGUGAAGACCACGUGGAAGAUAUUUGGAUACCUCGAGAGAACAAAAAUAAUGUUCAGUCAGACUCUCCUUCUGAAUCAGAAUACUCAACAGUAGAGGAAUGUUUUCACAGUUUAAGAAGAAAAAGCUCAAAGGCAACAAAAUCUAGGACUCAGAAAGUAUUCAAUUUGGACCCUCUUACUCGGCACAGUUACCCAUGUGGCUCAGCAAGUGGAAGUGCGGUGUCCUCGUCAGUCACAUCCUCCGGUGCCAUAACUCCUUAUGCCUGCUUUUAUGGAUCAUCUGCAAAGAAGGUGAAAUCUGGGUGGCUGGACAAACUCUCUCCUCAAGGAAAGCGCAUGUUUCAGAAGAGAUGGGUGAAAUUUGAUGGCCUUUACAUUUCUUAUUACAAUAACGAGAAGGAGAUGUAUUCAAAAGGAAUAAUUCCCCUUUCUGCUGUAUCUACCAUACGUAUUCAAGGAGACUACAAAUUUGAGGUUGUUACAAAACAAAGAACUUUUGUUUUUAGAGUAGAGAAAGAAGAGGAGAGAAAUGACUGGAUCAGCAUACUAUUAAAUGCACUGAAAUCGCAAGCCCUCACCUCACAGUCUCCAGCAGUGGUUGCACCUGAGAAGUGUGGAUAUCUUGAACUGAGGGGCUAUAAAGCCAAAAUUUUUACUGUGUUGCGUGGGAACAGCGUGUGGCUUUGCAAAAACGAACAGGAUUUUAAGAGUGGACUUGGUAUUACUGUAAUUCCUAUGAAUGUAGCCAAUGUAAAACAAGUGGACCGAACUGUGAAACAAUCUUUUGAAAUAAUCACUCCAUAUAGGAGUUUUAGCUUUACAGCCGAGUCUGAAAAAGAGAAACAAGAGUGGAUAGAAGCUGUGCAGCAAUCGAUAGCAGAAACUCUCUCUGAUUAUGAAGUAGCCGAGAAGAUUUGGUUCAAUGAAUCCAACCGGAGCUGUGCAGAUUGUAAAGCCCCAGAUCCUGACUGGGCAUCCAUCAACCUCUGUGUCGUCAUCUGUAAGAAAUGCGCAGGACAACAUAGAUCUUUAGGCCCCAAAGAUUCUAAAGUGAGAAGUCUAAAAAUGGAUGCCAGUAUUUGGAGCAAUGAACUGAUUGAGCUUUUUAUUGUCAUUGGAAACAAAAGAGCAAAUGACUUUUGGGCUGGCAAUCUGCACAAGGAUGAAGAAUUACCCAUGGACUCGCCAGUCGAAAUGAGAAAAAACUUUAUCACUCAAAAGUAUAAAGAAGGAAGAUUCAGAAAAACCCUCUUGGCAUCUCUCACCAAAGAAGAAUUAAACAAGGCUCUCUGUUCUGCUGUGGUGAAACCGGAUGUUCUGGAAACAAUGGCUUUGCUGUUCAGUGGAGCUGAUGUUAUGUGUGCAACCGGUGAUCCCGUGCAUAGCACCCCUUACCUACUGGCCAAGAAGGCUGGGCAGAGUCUGCAAAUGGAAUUUCUCUACCACAACAAAUUCUCAGAUUUCCCACAGCAUGAUAUUCCUUCUGAGGGUGGAUUAAGUCCAGAGAGCUGCCAGUCCACCUUUCUCUGUGACUUUUUGUAUCAAGCUCCUGCGGCGGCUUCUAAACUCUCCUCGGAGAAAAAAGCACUGGAAGAGGCAAAUAAAAAGUGGUGUGUUUUGGAAGGAGGUUUCUUGAGUUACUAUGAAAAUGAUAAGUCUACCACACCUAAUGGCACUAUUAAUAUCAAUGAAGUUAUCUGCCUGGCUGUACAUAAAGAAGACUUCUACUUAAGUACUGGGCCCAUCUUCACCUUUGAGAUCUACUUACCCUCCGAACGCGUGUUUUUAUUUGGAGCUGAAACACCUCAAGCCCAAAGAAAAUGGAUAGAGACAAUUGCCAAGCAUUUUGUUCCCUUUGUUGCUGAAAACUUAACAGAAGCUGACUAUGAUUUGAUUGGUCAACUCUUCUACAAAGACUGCCAUGCCCUGGAUCAGUGGAGAAAAGGCUGGUUUGCUAUGGCCAAAUCUACUUUACGCUUUUGCCUUCAAAUGCAAGAAUCUCAGGAAGAUAGAAUGUACUUAAGAAGACUGCAAGAACUAACAGUCAGCACAAUGGUUCAAAAUGGAGAAAAAUUGGAUGUCUUGAUCCUAGUAGAAAAAGGGAGAACAUUAUACAUCCAUGGGCAUACCAAGUUGGAUUUCACAGUCUGGCAUACUGCAAUUGAAAAAGCAGCAGGUACAGAUGGUAAUGCAUUACAAGAUCAGCAGCUCAGCAAAAAUGACGUUCCCAUUAUCGUGAACAGCUGUAUAGCAUUUGUUACACAGUAUGGUUUGGGAUGCAAAUAUAUCUAUCGAAAGGAUGGUGACCCUUUGCACAUAAGCGAACUUUUGGAGAGUUUCAAAAAGGAUGCUAGAAGCGUUAAACUGAGGGCCGGAAAACAUCAGCUCGAGGAUGUGACGGGCGUAUUGAAAAGUUUCCUCUCGGACAUUGACGACGCCCUUCUCACCAAGGCGCUCUAUCCAUACUGGAUCUCUGCUUUAGAUACUCAAGAUGAUAAAGAAAGAAUUAAAAAGUAUGGAGCAUUUAUACAUAGUCUUCCCAUGGUCAACCGAGCAACACUGGCAGCUAUAAUUGAACACCUGUACAGGGUACAGAAAUGCUCAGAAAUCAGUCACAUGAACGCUCAUAAUUUGGCGAUGGUCUUUUCCUCUUGUUUAUUUCAAACGAAGGGACAAACUAGUGAAGAAGUGAAUGUUAUUGAAGAUCUAAUAAAUAAUUAUGUUGAAAUAUUUGAGGUUAAAGAAGACCAAGUCAAACAAAUGGACAUAGAGAACAGCUUCAUCACCAAGUGGAAAGACACACAAGUUUCGCAGGCUGGAGAUUUGUUAAUCGAAGUGUAUGUUGAAAGGAAGCAACCUGACUGCAGUAUUAUCAUCCGGAUAUCACCUGUAAUGGAAGCGGAAGAAUUGACUAAUGAUAUAUUAGCAAUAAAAAAUAUCAUACCUGUGAAAGGUGAUGUCUGGGCCACUUUUGAAGUUACUGAAAAUGAGGAGCUUGAGCGCCCUCUUCACUACACAGAAAAUGUGUUAGAACAGGUGCUUCGGUGGAGUUCAUUAGCUGAACCUGGCUCUGCUUAUCUCGUUGUCAAGAAAUUCUUACAUAUUGACACCAUCAGACACUACAGUGAGAGGAGUGCCCUGGAAUGUAUCAAAGAAGGAGUUUUGAAAAUCAAAGAAGAACCAUCUAAAAUAUUAUCUGGAAAUAAAUUUCAAGACCGAUAUUUUGUUUUACGAGAUGGACAUCUCUUUCUUUACAAGGAUUCGAAGAGUAGUAAACAUGAGAAGAUGUUUUCUCUCAGUUCAGUGAAGUUUUAUCUUGGUGUGAGAAAGAAAGUGAAGCCCCCAACCAGUUGGGGCUUGACCGCAUAUUCUGAUAAGCAUCACUGGUAUCUGUGUUGUGAUAGCUUACAAACUCAGAUGGAAUGGAUGGCAAGUGUCUUUAUUGCCCAGCAUGAAAAUGACAUAUGUCCACCAGCUGGAAAGGAACGGAAACGCUCUAUAACCAAAAAUCCCAAAAUCGGAGGUUUGCCUUUAAUUCCCAUCCAGCACGAGGGAAAUGCAACCCUAGCGCGGAGAAAUAUUGAGAGUGCCAGAGCUGAACUUGAAAGGCUGAGGCUCAGUGCACAGCUUGAUAAAGAGCCUCUGGACCCUACGUUAAAGGCGAGAGCCUCCCUGGUGGCCCACUGCCUGGAGCGCAAGGAAGAUCGACUUCAAAACCGAGCCAGGAAACAUCGGAGUUUCAACUGCCUGGAGGACACGGAGGCUGAGGCGCCUCCUGGGCAAGCGAAGUUCUCUAAAGGCUUGAAGACCUUGAGGAAGACGGAGGACAGAAGCAGUAAAGCAACUUUGGACUCUGAUAAUAAACUACCGUCAAAAGUAAUUGAAGAGCUUAAUGUAGUUCUACAGCGAACAAGAACGCUUCCAAAAGAGCUUCAAGAUGAGCAGAUUUUGCCGAGAGAAAUAAAAUGAAUUUUCCCACAGACUGUUAUUUUAAAGUAUUACAUACAGUGUUCAUGCUCAAACCACACACCAAACUAUAUGGUGAUUCUUGGUUUGUGAAAUUUCCCUGUCUAGGCCUAAACACUGAAAGAACAUUUUAAAUACGAUGUAUAUAUGUGAUGAGUGUAAAAUUAACAUUAUUUUGGUCUGAACCUAGCUUGUAAAGUUCAACUGUUUAACCUUGUGUAAGAAGAUAUUGGGUUGCUUAGAGUAACCAACACUUCAAAAAUAGUGCUCUAUGUGGUAUAAUUUAUGAGCAGAAGUCUCCAGUCAUAUUGUAUAAAAUAUUGUGUAUAAACCAGACCAUACAAAACUGUAUGUAACACAUUUUGCACUUUGAGACACCUUGUAAAUUAAGUUACCAUAUGUUUUUUAGGUUUACAUAGGAGGAAAGAAAGGGAAAUAAAUUGAAAACGGGGAAGGAUUUAUUUUAGUGGCUGCCUAACAACACAGAUGUUUGCAUAAGAGACAAGGAGUUAAUAAAUGCCCUGAAAUCCAAGGAGGCGAGUUAAGAUUCAUUGUAGUUCACUUAAUAGGAAACUGCCUGUUAAGGGAAAAGGCAAGUGUUCUGUUUCCCGAGAGUAAUCUCUGGCGAACAGGCAUGAGUAAUGGCACUGAUCCUUCUUACUUCGUGUUGAGUGCACACGCCGCAUCGCGCAUUCACUGCACUUCAGUUCUUUGGCGGUAGCUCUAAGGAGAGCUUUAUGCUGCGCUGGAGGAGUGGUUUGGAAAGGACCUGGCACCAAGACCAUCCGCACUGUCGCUGUGCACCGGCAAUGGUUUGAGAGUCCCUCGCUAUAUUUCUGGUACAAAGUGAAUUCAUGAUCACAGGGUCUUGCUGUGUAAUUUGUUGGUGCUGGGCUUUGUAUGUUUAUUUUCUGUUAUUUAUAAAAGGUUAGAAUAGUUUCUUCCAGCAUGUCAGAAUCAGUUGGAAUAGCCCAACCUAACAUUUUGUUUGGGGGGAUGGCUUCCUCUGCCCAUUGAGGAACUUCUAGCCAGAAGUCAGAAUGUACUCGAGGACAGUGAGUUCGGGAUCUGAGUUCACACUGGGAGUCCAUGGGGGUGUAGAGUCCAUGGGAUUGGCUGCUAAUGGCAAAUUUGGAGCUUUGAGUCCACCCAGAAGCUCCUUGGAAAAGAUGCCUGGUGAUCUACGUCCCCCAAAUCAGUGCUUUAAAAACCCUACAGAGCAUGGUUCUGUUCUGACAUACACUCCGUGAAUCAGUUCAUUUGACAGUAAAUGAUGGUGAUGAUAGUUCACGUUUCAUUCAGGCCUUGGAAAGAAAAUAUUAAUCUCACUUUAUUGAACUUUUGUAGUUGUUCAGUUGCCGAGUCAUCAGUUCCAACUCAUGGCGACCACCCUCAGGUCAAGUGCGUAACCUUUUGAGUCCAUCCACUGGUUCCAAAUAGUCGUAGAACCUGGAUUUUUAUACCACGUCAGUAGUAGUGGUUUUCCUAAGACCCAAAUGCAAAAUAGCUGCCUGGCAUCUCUUUCUAAUUGUGUCAGGUGUGGUGACCUUUCAGAAUCAUUUAAGCAAAGCCUUAUUCCUAGCAUUUCUCUUGUCUAUCAGUUAUCAAAGUUUGUCUAAGUGCAGAGACCCAUACCUCAGAGAGCCCAAUAAUAGUUUGGUGAUAAGCUAUGAAGUUUUAUGACCAUUCGUAUUUGGAGGUGAUACAAGAUAAUUUGCCACAGGGAGGGGCAUUUUAUGUAUUCUUUAUAUCCAAAUUGUAAUUAAAGGGAAAACUGCCGGUCAGUUUAUGAUAUUGAUGGUAGUAUUGGCACUACUAGAGUACCUUCGGGAAACGUGGGGAGAAAAACUAAUCUUAAAGUAUUGUUUCUAACAAAUAUUUAUAUUUUUUUAUUCAAAAGGGGUAUUUGACUUUGUUGGCCUGUUUGUGAGAAAGUACCUAGAGUUUUAACCUCUGUCAUCUGGAUUUUUCUUAUACCUAAACUUAAAAUCAAAUGGUUUGUGUAUCUUCUUUCCCUGUGUAAAUGUCCCCUUUUCUCAAGUAUAAGAUAAGGGCUACUGAUGACAUACAUUUGGAGUAAAAAUUAAAAUUGUAUUUACAAGUCCACUUGAA
Echinops telfairi (small Madagascar hedgehog) is the source of this 7443-nucleotide messenger RNA. It is a transcript of the gene ARAP2, whose product is annotated as ArfGAP with RhoGAP domain, ankyrin repeat and PH domain 2. Gene Ontology annotation, biological process: positive regulation of GTPase activity; signal transduction. The record is from RefSeq and is a predicted model, not a curated record. Gene Ontology annotation, molecular function: protein binding; phosphatidylinositol-3,4,5-trisphosphate binding; GTPase activator activity. The transcript is spliced from 33 exons. The coding region runs from base 229 to 5334 and encodes 1701 amino acids. NCBI's taxonomy places the organism in Eukaryota, Metazoa, Chordata, Mammalia, Afrosoricida, Tenrecidae.